CUUGGUGAUAUAAAGAUCUCACCAUUCUGUGACUCUAGGUCAAAAGUCGCUGCAUUUAACGGUUGAGGCAGGGUUACAGAGAAGGCGAAGUGAGGCAAGGAUUCAGUCAGUGGCAGCUGGGCUGACGGGCCCACGAUGCAGCCCCUAUAUGGCAGCACAUCGUGUACAGUCGUACGGACUGUGACACAUACAUAUAGGCCGAUGAGGAAUUCCUACAGCCUCUUGAGGCGAGUUCAUGAAGGCAGCCAUCUGAUAAGGCGGCAUGCCUCAUCACAGGGCCCGAAUCGCAGCAGAAAACCCGUCACAAAGCCGCUCCCUUACCAGCCUACACAACCAAAGGCGGCAGAUACCCAGCAGAAGCAGUACAGGCGAAAUGAGAAAGCGCCUCUCUCGGACCUCAUGCGCGAGCGCUGGUUCGCCAUGCUCGGCUUUGGCACCGCGCUGGCAUGUCUGGGCUACUUCACGACGAGUCUGACGAUGUACUGGCGGACGGAGCCCGCGCCGUGCUAUCCCCUGGGCUGCGAGCCCACUGUGCCCACGGGCCGGCCGUCUAUCCAGUCGCCGUACGAAUUCGACAUGCACCUCGACAAGUCGGAGUGGCGGUACGGCAUCACGCGGCUGCGGCGCGAGCUCGGGGCCUCGGUGCGCGGCCACGUCCUCGAAGUCGCGAUAGGGACGGGGCGGAACUUCGAGUUCUACGGCUGGGACGCGGUGACUGCGUCCCUACUUAGUCCUGAGGAGCAGCGCAAGAAGACGAAGAAGCAAGGGAAAUCUUCUUCCGACGAUGACGCCGUUCUUAGUUUCACGGGCGUGGACAUCUCUCCUGGUAUGCUCGACAUUGCGCUGCUGCGCGUGCGCCAGGUCGUCCCGCAUAUGAGCAGCGAGAUCCCCAAGAAGCCGUCCUUCGCCAUGUUGGCCUCCAAGUAUAGCGACGACAAGGACGGGAAAUCCCACGGCCACGUCGUUUCCUUGCUAUCGGAUCGGAUCAGACUUCUUCAAUCCGACGUAUCAUCAGGUCUGCCCUCACCACCCGCGCCCCCAUCCCCCUCCAACUCAGCCCCAUCUACGUCCUCACUGCCCCAGAAAUACGACACAAUCAUCCAGACCUUCGGCCUCUGCAGCGUGCAGGACCCCGUAUCCCUCCUCUCGACCAUGGCGGCCUCGCUCCAGCCCGACACAGGCCGCAUCCUGCUCCUCGAGCACGGGCGGAGCAUAUGGUCCUUCGUGAACGGCCUUCUCGACCGCGGCGCGCGCCAGCACCACGAGCGCUUCGGGUGCUGGUGGAACCGGGACAUCGAGGUCAUCGUGACCGAGGCCUCGCGUCGGAUCCCGGGUCUCGAGAUCGUGCGCCUCGAACGCCCCGGCUGGACCACGGCCGGCACACACGUCGUCGUCGAGUUACGCGUCACGAAACAACAACAAGGAGAAAUAGAUGCGGGGAAGAAGGAGAAAGCAACUGGCUGGUUCCCGUCUGUCCUAUCGACCAAGCAGGCCACGGAUGAAUCCAAGAAGAGCAAUUGAUCGAUUGAUUGAUUGAUUGAUUGAUUGAUUAAAUGAAAAUCUCCCUACAUGCUCGCUUACUCAUCAUCAAUAGGUCGGUCUAAUUGGAUUGAAGUUACCUCUAGGGUAAAAUAAACACUUGUGUAUAUAUCACAUCCAUUGUACUUCUAACUCAUAGCUGGUUGUCACAUAUCAUGAGCAUUGCUUACUACCACCUGGAUGCUACGUCUCACUAAUAACUGACUGUACUACGCUUAUCAACGAAUUUAACAAG
This is a messenger RNA of Xylaria bambusicola, 1774 nucleotides long. RefSeq lists its product as uncharacterized. The transcript has a single exon. NCBI's taxonomy places the organism in Eukaryota, Fungi, Ascomycota, Sordariomycetes, Xylariales, Xylariaceae. Bases 136 to 1521 code for a protein of 461 amino acids. The record is from RefSeq and is a predicted model, not a curated record.